Messenger RNA from Rhincodon typus (whale shark), 924 nucleotides. Its product is annotated as calpain-1 catalytic subunit-like. Gene Ontology annotation, biological process: proteolysis. The record is from RefSeq and is a predicted model, not a curated record. Gene Ontology annotation, molecular function: calcium-dependent cysteine-type endopeptidase activity. NCBI's taxonomy places the organism in Eukaryota, Metazoa, Chordata, Chondrichthyes, Orectolobiformes, Rhincodontidae. The transcript has 7 exons. Gene Ontology annotation, cellular component: cytoplasm. The coding region runs from base 1 to 909 and encodes 302 amino acids.
AUGGGGCUGUCCAGCUGUGAUUGCUGGUUAUUGGCAGCCAUUGCUUCGCUGACCCUGAACGAGAAGGUCCUUCAUCGAGUUGUACCUCACGGACAGAGCUUUCAGGAGGAGUAUACAGGCAUUUUCCACUUUCAGUUCUGGCAGUUUGGGGACUGGGUAGAUGUGGUGAUCGAUGACCGACUACCCAGUAAAGAUGGAGAGCUGGUGUUUGUCCACUCGGCCGAGAACAAUGAGUUCUGGAGCGCACUGUUGGAGAAGGCCUAUGCCAAGUUGAAUGGUUCCUACGAAGCCCUGUCGGGGGGCAGUACCACUGAGGGGUUUGAGGAUUUUACGGGGGGUGUGGCAGAGAUGUACGAACUUCGGAAUGCUCCGCGGGAUCUCUACACCGUCAUCAGGAAGGCGCUGGAUAGAGGCUCCCUGCUCGGCUGUUCCAUCGACGUGAGGGCCAUGGGAGAGGGCGUAGGGAUGGCGUUCUCUGAAUUCCUGCGGCAGUUUUCUCGGCUGGAGAUCUGUAACCUGACACCGGAUACUCUGGAGGAUGAGGUGAUGAAGAAGUGGAACAUGGCUGUGUUUAAUGGCUCUUGGCGUCGAGGGAGCACUGCAGGAGGCUGCCGGAACCAUCCUGCUACGUUCUGGAUCAAUCCGCAGUUUAAAAUUAAGUUGGAGGAAGAGGAUGAUGAUCCUGACGAUAAUGAGCUUGCUUGCAGCUUCCUGUGUGCUCUGAUGCAGAAAGACCGCCGUAGAUACCGUCGCCAUGGGCAGGACAUGCACACCAUCGGCUUCGCCAUCUACGAGGUUCCAGAAGAGGUGGGUGAAUCUGAAUCAUCGAUAGCGUCACCAUCUGAAACAGAGACUAGGAGCAGGAGGAGGCCAUUCAGAUGUUUGAACCUACUCCGUUAUUCAAUAUGAUCAUGGCUGGUCAUC